ACCUAUAUGAUAUCUCGCUAAAAUUUUAUCGAAUUCAGUAUCUAUAUCCAAUUUGUUUGUUCUUCAUCUUCUCCUUGGAGAUCUUAGCUCUCCAAAACUUGUUUAAGCCUAGACCACUGAAUAAGGUCAGCGAUAAAAGAUUUAAACAACAUUAAAUGAUAUCAAGGAACACUGCAAAAUGACAUGAAGCAAUCAAAUAAAAUGGAUACAGUUUCAUUUUGAUUUCGAUAUUUUGAUGAUUUAUGUUGGAUUUAUUCAUUUACACCACACACACUUUUUUGAUAAGAAUGACUUAUUUUUUUCUGAGCCUCAAUAUUCUUAAUUCUUUUUUAUUUUGAGUGUAAGAUUAUUCUUAAAUUAUUCUUAAGCAACACAAGGUGUAACAGUGUCGCAUUAUUCUUAAAUUAUUCUAAAAAUAUCAGCUAUUUUGAACCUCAAUAUUCUUACUGACUCUAUUCUACACAAAAAGUGUGUAUUUGGCUGCUUCUCGUUGCUUUUUGGUGUUUCUACCUGUCAAGUAUAAAGCACACUCAUCAUGUUUCCAAUACGUGUAUUUAUUGUUGUUUAUUCUCGGCGUAUUGCGGUGUUUCCUAUUUGCUACAUGUUUGCAAUAUUCUGGUGUUUUUCAUAUCCUUAAUUACCAUCAAAAGCUUAAUCAAGGAAAGUCUUCUUGGAGGAUCAAUCAAAUAUCAAUAAGAGAGAAUGAUUUGGGAAAUAUUUUCAGAGCCGUCGAAAGGUCGUACUGAUUGAGGGGGCAAAACCUCGGCAAAACCAAGAAAGGGCACUUGCAGCAAUUCUUUAUCAUUUUCGAACUGCAAAAUAAAUGAAAUUCAAACCUUGAAAGGGUAUAUGUAUUAACAGGUCUAUGUGCUGCUAUGGAAAUCUUAUAAUAAAGUUGCUUUUUUGAAUACUUUUGCUGCUAGAAAUACCAAACCUUUCCCUGAAGAAUUUAUUUGCAACGUCUUGAAGACUAAACUAAUCUAAUUCAUCCUUGUUUUCAUUUAAGAUCAUGGUUUCAUUUUUUUUGGGCCAUCGUUGCACAAAGAUAUGUUUGGCUCUUCUCAAAAUAGAACAGAAACAUUUACGGAUAGCAUCUGUUCUGUAGCAGGUACAAACAGCAACUUGAACAAAGCUACAAUUUCUGGAAAAGUUCUCUUUGUUGGGGCAAUAACAAACGAAGGUGUUUUGUGAUCGCUAUUACGCCUUCAAAGAAGAUGACUGGAAUCCAAAGUGAAAGUUACGUUUUCAUAUAAUUUCGCGGAAGUACUCAUCCAUCGUGGAAGAAAGUUAAAAUGAGCGAAAUAUGCGAUCAAACGCCUCACCCUUUGCUUGAGAUAACAAGAAUUUCUAACUUCUGCAUAAAACUGCAAAUAGCUAUUUGGUUGAAAAUACAAUUUGUAACAGUAGUGUAGUUCUAUCAUAAUAACAAAGGGGCUCUUGCAGAUGCGAAAAACAAUAGUAAAAGUAAAAAUUUGCCAAUUUGUUGCCAAUUAACAAUUGUGUGUGUGUGUGGGGGGGGGGGGGGGCUCAGCCCCUUUGAGCCCUUUAGCACUACACCCAUGGUUUGUAAUUGUGCCAAUUGAUUAAAAACAGCUCUGUAAAUAGGCGCCCUCCUCGUUAUCAUGAAAUUUUGUUCCUGCCUCUCCUUUAGAAAAUCUUGCUGGACGCUGUCUGUUCACUUAUCAAACCAGGACCCCUAUACCUUUACGUUAUGGGUCUGGAACACUGGCAGCAAUGUCCAUACUUUUUGCCGCUUGCCUUGAAUUUUCUCAAAACAGAGAAAAGGAUCACCAGUGCACAGUUUUCCUAAUGCUCUCAUCACUAAAUUUGCGAUACGCUGACAUUUCUAAGUUCAGCAAUCCCAUAGCUUUUGUUGAAGUUUUCAAUGGUCAAUCACGCUUUUUAUAGUCGGCCCAUAUAAUGGAAGCGGCGUGAAAGAAAAGCCUAGUCGAGGAGUUGGCCACGAUGUCCUGAACCUGAAAAUUCAGGGACUGUUCUUUUCUUUUAACUCAUUGGAAUAAGCAUCUCUGUUUUGUGAAUAUUCAAAAGAAAGGAAUUUUCUAACGUUUUGCUUAGUAAAUCCUGCAAAUUUUUAACUUCUUUUAUCAUAUCACCGACAGCAAGUUGCAAGGCAUAUGAAGGUAGCAAUGUGCGAAGAUUGCUACCAUUUUGCCUUGAAAAAGGCUUUUAUUUUAGGUGACAAACAAGUUCACUACCAAUUUAUUUGUUAUUAAAGUUCACUACCAAUAACCGAUGAAUCAAAAUCUAAUUUUGAUUGCAAAAGAACGCUGUGGAAUAUUGCGCACUUUUGAUUAGCAACAUUUUGCUCUUGUACUGCCUAAAAGCAUUGAACCUUCAAAGAAAUUUUCGUAACUAAAUUUCCUAAUUCAGUUACAAUAACAACUAAAAAAAUUUUGCGGAAAAAGGGCAUAUUGAUACUUCUAAAAAUUGUUGGUGGAGGGAGGGAGCAGAUGCACUGAUUUUAGGCUCAAGUUUAAAAUUUUUUAGGAAUAUUUAGGCUUGAACAAAAUUAAGGUAUUCUUAAAAAACUGUACGUACCAACAAUUUUCUUCCCUGUGUCGUUGUUUCAUGAUUUAAAGAAUAUGAGUGGCCGGUAUGCUUACUUCAUGCUUUCUCAAUGCAAACAUAAAGAAACGGGGUCCUGUCUAAACGAAUACAUCUGCAUAAAAAUCUGUUUUCAUGUCAAGGAAAGCGAAUGAAAUGUUUUUCGUCAACACAAUCAUUUUGACAAGACCCACCCCUCUUCAUAGAAACGUUGAUAACGAACAAAUUUUCGCAGACUCAUAAUAAUUUUAAUCUAUGAGCAUAGUAUAGUGUUGUUGUGGUUGGAACGUUGUAAAAUAAUGCGUUUACAGCCGUUUACACGGAAACCUAUGUUUUUCAAAAUUGCGUUUCCGGUCCUAUACGAUAAGCGAAGCUUGAGUCAUCUCGAGGCAACACCAAUAAAAGUUUCCGCCCAAGUUUUUUAUUAAAGCAUGGUUCUACGUUGAUCAUUAUUUUUGUAAAGAAAUAGCUACUGCAACAAUUACCAAUAGAAUAUAUCUUAUCUUGUGUUGCAUUAAAUAAGUCAGCAUUGCUUUUGUUCGGACAAAUCUUUAGCUGGCUUUCCUUUGUUCUUCGCUCAGUUUCCGAUCUUCUGAUUAUAACACUGCUAGCAAAAAGCAGAAAAAAUAGCGAGUUGCGAUUGCUUUCCGCCGUCCCUUGCACAAUAGAAGCUACUUUUCCCUUUCAUUGCAUAGUUGGUCUUUCCAUGCAAGUAUCAAUUUACUUUAACAGUUCAUCUAUGGUAAAACAGAUGUUUGGCUUGCGAAACAAAUAUGCUUUUGUAAUAUGGGCGGGCAAUCACCUGCACAUCUACGCAGGGGCGAAAGUACCGGGGGUUGGGGGGUGUGACACCCCCCAAUCUAAAAAAUAGUCGAUUUCGCAGGGCGCCAAGAAGAGCUUUAUUGCCACGCAAAAAUGCUACCUCUGAAGUUCGUAAAGGGCCGUUUAGGAAUUUUGAAGUGGAAAUAUCUUAUUUGUUAUGAACCUCCCUUUAGAUUUUAGAGAACGGAACAGGUAUGUCAGAAAGAGCUCCGUUAUUAGCAAAGCGAAUUUCUUACCGAAAGUCAUAGCCAAUGGAUGCAAUGAUUGAUGCAUAUGUUUAUGAGGGCAAGGUCGAAUCCACACAAAUUAUUUUUAGUUGUAAAUUAUUUUCAUGACAGGCAUGGCGCCAUUGGGGGGAAUAGGGGGCUGAAAGCCCCCCACUUUGGUCAAGAUAAGAAUUUUUUUAUCAUUUUUUCUGUUACUUUUUAACAGUGUAUAAAAUAAAAAGAGAAUAAACUGUUAAGAUGUCGAUUUUUUUAUCUAAUUAUUAACUUAUUCACGUAUAUUUCUAUUAUUUUUCUUUUACCAUCUUCCUCAUUCACAACUAUAUCUCCCUACUUUAUCAUCUCCCUAAUUUUUCCCAAUAAACAAUAAUUAGUUUUUUAGCAGCAUCGUAUUUUGCUUAAUUUUAGUCUGGGAGAUGCUUUUUAGUCCUUUUACAAGGUAUAAUUAAUUACUAAGGAAAAUCAAAUUUGACAUUUAAUUUAUGCUCACGUAGAGAAGUAGAUCUUUCAUAGAUAAUGAAGUUUCAAGUUUGCUUUUAAUGCUUAGAAGUUUGUCCUUGGUAAAGACAAUUGUACACUGGUAAAGCUUUCACUAGUAACCUAUAAACAAACCUUUGCUACAAGGUCUGCAGGGCACCACUCAAUUUUGCAGGGCAGAAACCCUUUUCAUCCCCCGAACCUAUUGGCCAAGUUAUGCCCCUGUAUCUAGUAAGUCAAAAAACAAACCCACUCUUUGAAAUAUGAGCAAGACUCUGCAAGAAUGCAGGUAGCGAAUGCUGUAACAGUAACAGGUAGCUUUGAAAAACUUUGCAAAAUUACGGUGCAGGUGUUGUGUUAACUAAAUGAUUUGCGAAAGGCUGAUAAAAAAUUAUGUUUGCUCUUUGCGCUUUGCUUUGCCAGCCUUUUUUCGAAAAAUAAAUUUCUCUACAUGAUGUUGGUACAUACAUAUUGCAAUCACUGAUAAGAGAGCAAAGAAGGGAUCAGGGCCUUCGCGAGGCAGGCACUAUGGUUGGUUGCCGCCGAAGGACAAAAAAUUUGUCGAAUUUAGAUGCUUUCAAUCCCCUGGAAAAAGCACUUCUUUAAGCAAAUUUUACUAAGGCACUCCUCCUAAUCUUAUUAAAAUUCUUUUAUUUUUGCAAACGGACUGAGCAGCAGAUAAAAAAACCGGUACAAUUUCGCCGUGGUCUUGAAAAUACCCAUGUUGUUACUUCUAAAGCCAGGUAAGCAGGUCAAUUUUUUCCAUCUUGGCAUUCCUUUUGAAUUUAAAAAGAUCUGGAGCUCAUUGUGAAUAAUAGUUGACGCUUCUACUGAGAAACGUUAGGGAAAAUGGAUACAAGGCACAAUUUUACCUAAGGAGGGCCUGGUUUUUUGGAUUUUCGUGUCAACAAGAAAUCUUGAUAUUGUUAACGCUUAGUUUGUUUACCUUAAUUCAUAUCAAGGAAAUAUCAUAUAUAACCAACGGAGCAACUAGCUUUGCUUGAUCCUUUAUUGAUUUGAAAACGUGUAGGUCUCUGAUCUACCUCCCAUCCCCUCCCCACACUCUCCGGUCUCGACGCCCUGGAUGGGAUUAGAACCCGCAUCGUUUUUAAAGGAUAAUUGACAUUCGGUUUUGACCGUAAAGUUGAACAUGUCCAACUUGAAAAAGGACUGACAGCUAAAAAAACGUCAGUUUGCUGCCGUACACAAUCAUUUUUUCUGCCAUCAGUGAAACUGACAGUUUAAAAUAUUCGUGUAUUCCAGCCGAAAUUUGACAAAAUCACAAAUUUAAAACAAUAAAUGCCUAUCCUUCAAAUUAAAACUUUAACUGUUUAACUGAAGGAAAAGGGAUAGGAUAAGGGUUAAGGUUUAGCCUGCGUCACAGACCAAAACUUCCGUGAAGUUCACUAGGUAGGCCUGGCUUCGUUCCUUUAAGCUGCUAAAGUCAUGCAUAAAGCUUCCAAAAUUAUCAUCUACGACACAAUUUAAACUUUUUUCAGAGUAUCCUUUCCCCUUCUCAGCUUUAUUUCACUGCAUUCUAAAAAAUGGCGCAACAGGUGUGAAAUGAGGCUGCUAAUCGUCUUCACGAUCACCAUUAUCAACUUCAUGAUCCCAAGUAUCACCUUGAUAUCAAAUGCGGCAUUCUGCAGCACCUCAAGCUUCCAAAUAACCAUACGCUGAGCCCUCCCCAAAAAUUUUUCAUGCACAAAAAAUACCCAUACAUCUCAUCGAUGCCGCAAGGAGAACAAUAAAAAUGACGUAAGGUCUCAAAAUCAAUUGUUUAAAACUGCGCGGGCAUCUAAAAUUAAUAUGCGAAAUGCCGCUAGAUCUUAUUUAUUUCAAAUCAUCUGAGGCAGGGAAGAUGAUCACAUAAUCGCAGGCAUAGAAUCACUUAUUCGCUCAAUAUGAGGCAAAACAAAGAUGCGAAGUAGGGUCCCAUGCAGGAAAAGAACAAACAAUUUCAUGAAUGACUGCACUUAUUAAGGUAUUUGGGGGUAAAGCGUCAGCCAUUACAAUGAAACCCAAGGAUGAUUUUGGCGAAUUUUAUAUGUUUCAACCGUUGUCAACUGCAGCUGACUGCUUUGCGUAAGGCAGUUGCGGCACCCUAGACCCGCACCUGGAAAAUGGUAAAAGCAUAAAUUAUUGGAUAGAUUAAAAGCCUUUCUACCUUUACUGAGAAUAUAAAGAAUAAUUAGCAUUAGAUAUACUGAAAGAAGAUAUAAAAUCACCACAAUGGUCAUCUAUUUGUAAUGCUUAAUCAAGGAAAGAUUGCUAGUGUCUACGAUAUUAAAUAAAUUCAUUUAAACCAGUUUGAUUGCCUUCAAGAUGACAGUUUCAAUUUUCGAAAGUUUUUCGCUUUUGCUGCAGGUAGCAAACGCAUGAAAAAUAUCGUAAUUAUCAUGUUUUGAUAGAAAACGACGAUACUUUGAUGCUUAAAUGAUGGAAGGAGAUGAUGCUUAAUGAUAAAGCAGGUAGCUUUGGCUCAUUACCGCCUUUAAAACCUGUUGUUGAGAUUUAUAGGAAAUCUAUAUAAGCAGGAAGAAGCAUAAAAUGCUAUUAAAACCAAGGUAUAUUAAUUUAAUGUGAUGGUGAAUAUCAAUUUCCAAGAGGCCUUGAAUGAUCAAUAAAAUGCAGUGAAGAAUAAAGAAUGAAGAGGGAAGUGAAGCGAGCCAAACAAGAAACAGAUCUGCUAAUCUGGUAGCUUGGCGCUUAAUGUUGCUAGAAAGAAUCAAAAAAUAUACUUGAAGGCAAGUGCAACAAAAGUUAACGUUUUUUAAAUGGUUUCUAUUUGAUCUUCGCAGUAUUAACUAAAUAUAUGCAUGUUGCGAUUGGAUAAAUAAAAAGGCCAACCAUAGCCCCGAUCAUCUUGCCGUCUAGCAGAUUUCGAAUCUAUCCACAUAAGCACGAAAAAACCGCUAUUGUGCAGACAAAAUGAGUUCAUUUUUACGUUAGAACUCCAUUGGUAACAUCUUUACUAGGCAAGCGGCACUGAUCGAGCAACCUCAACAGUCAUGUGCUCGCGUUUCUAUAUGGCCUAUUUCGAUCCACAAUUGGGUAUAUAUAUUUCCUAGCGUAGAGUUUUCGGUCUUUGUUCUGACGUUCAAUACUCUGAAGAGCGUCAGACGAAAAGCUUUAGUAUACUCUAAUGUUUGCUUUUUCAAAGCGAGUUUUGAUGUUUGAUCCGUUUGGCCAGGGCUUUACGUAUUCCAUUCGAAUGCUGCAUUUCUAUUGUUGAACGGAUGUGAAUUGGUGACGUACACGGAAAAAGUAUUGCGAAAUUUCGCUGCGAAAUACUUCACGCGAACAAAUUCCUUUGAAUGCUUUUGUUGAACUCACAACAUUGGAAUGUAAAGUUUGGGAGGAUAGGAAUACGGAAUAUGAUUGGCUGCUGAAGGAUUUCGCAAGCGAAAAAAGUUAAACAUGGCGGGGAAAUUUUUCGCGAGAAAUCCCAGCAAAGGAUCACUGCACAUGCCCAAGACGUAUUUCGCGCGAACUUUUUCGCAUUUCGCUGAUUUUUUUCUCACUGGAGAUUGGGCUUUAUACUUUAAUAGUCAAACUAUUGAUCAACAGCAAGACAGCGGGACGUUCCUUGUGUAGUUGAUGCCACAUACAACCUGAUGUGAUUUGAUAAUCAACAUCUUUGGUUGCAAGAAGGAUCAUAUCUUUUUUUGACAAGCUUGUAGCACGUGAUCAUUGUCUGACGCAUAGAGCCCUUAGAUUAAUAUUCCUCCAAAACUUUGCUGGCUUUACAUUGAUAACUACAAAGCCAUAUUUAAAAAUUGAUUAAUUUGCCAACUACUUUUCUGGACAUAAAAAUUUGAUUAAGUAGUAAAAGCUUUCAUGUGGAGAAUCAUAAAUGCCACAAAAAUAUUUUUGAGCUAAAUUUACUUCAUCCCGACUGAAUCCAACAGGCAUAAAGUAAAAGCAACGUCUAGUUCUCUUAAUCCUACUAGACUGUUUUUGACUGUUUUAGACAAGUUGCUAUUAUAAACUAACAAUGCAACGACGGCCUUGCACAACACGAAGGACAAUGGAAUUAUUAUAGUUUUCAAGAAUUAUACUGGUAAAGUGCAAGGAAUUGGUCCUGCUGUCCUUGGCUGACCUCAAUACGAAUUGUGAUUAUUCAUUCCACGUGGCCCUUGAUAUCGGAGAAAUUUGAAAAGCAAAACAACUUUAAACCGUUCCCCCUGACUCAUUAUCAUGUACGAUAUUCUAUUUAGACAUGAUCUUAGAGCUCGAGUUGAUUCUUUCUGGGCUGCAAGCUGCCGAAGAGCUUUACUCAAAUUCAAGUUGGUAUCUUUAUGUUAGCAUCAAUGCUCUGAAGCUCAAAGAGAAAAAUGGGAGACAGUGGUCUGUUAGAUCUGUACAAUCUAACACUGGGUUUCGCAUCGGGGAACAUAACGAUCAAUAACACAUGCAUUGAAGAGCAUGCUAUAACGAAUGCUACAAAUGCAUCAUUGGAUUCGCUUGUCUUUGGUCCUACUUCAUACACUGCAAAUGAUACAGCUGGUGGUCAUUAUGAUGGAGCUUUGAAAGAUAGAAUAAAAUCGUGGCGAAUCAUUUUCUACAGCUUAAUCAUAAUUGUUGCAUUUCUCGGGAAUGGUCUCCUUGUGCUGACGAUGACGUUUACCAAGAAAAUGAGGACGACAACCAACUACUUUCUUCUCAACAUGGCCGUGGGAGAUUUAUUCGUGGCGGUGCUUUGUGCACCAUAUCAGCUUGCUAGCUGGAAAUUUCCCUCGAUAAAGACUUUCGAUCGCCGCAUAUGCAAGACAAUGCCCUUUCUUCAGCUAACAACUAUUGGCAUAUCCAUAUUCACCAUGGUGGCUAUAGCCAUAGUUAGAUACCGUGCGGUGUUGAGUCCGCUCCGCCAGCACAUAUCAAAGCGGUCCUCUAUCCUGAUUAUUCUGAUCGUAUGGCUUGCAUCAGUUGCUUGUGCAUCUCCCAUGAUUUUCGUCUACGAGAUCCAGGAACUACCCGGAAGCACAAACAAUUCCAUUGUGAAGAGGUGCGACGAAUUUGGUUGGCCGGAUCCAAACAAAGAUGCUGCCACUUACACCUACGUGCUGUUUGUGGUCCAGUAUGCAUUGCCAGGCUUGUUGACAGGGUAUUUGUACCUGAGAGUACUUCUGGCCCUCUGGUUUCGCAGAUUUCCUGGUAUGCAGAACAUGUCCAAGGCAAGCUGUCUACAAUUUCGGAAAAAGCAUUAUCGACGAAAGAAGACGAUAGUUAUGCUACUGACCAUUUUCCUCACCUUCAUGGCUUGUAACCUGCCCAUGCACGUCAUAUCUUUCAUCUUCUACGUUGAAGGCUCUAACUUCAAAGCACCACCAUACAUGCAUAUUAUAACAACAUGUGCUGAGAUGAUCAUGUAUACCAACAGUGCAGUCAACCCGAUUCUCUAUGGAUUCAUGCACAACAAGUUCAGCUCUUCUGCAAGAGGCUUGUUGCGAUGGGUAUUCUGUAGGGAGAAGCGCCAAAAUUACGAAAAUAUCCCCUUGAAAAAGAAAGAGAAACGACUAACUCUGAUGUCAGGAGCAACAUCAACGUCCACGAAUAAGAAUGAGGAGCAGCAUAAAAUAUGUGAGAUGAAAUUCUAAUACAAAAAACUGCCAAAAAACGUUAAUCGUGACUUGCAGUAAUCAAUUGGCAUCGUGCGGGCAUUUGCCAUUUUAAUGAAUAACUGAAAAUAAAAUAAAGUUCAAAUUUUGUAACACUUUUUAACAAGCUUUUUCAGUUUUUUACUGUUAGCUAAAUUGGUACUAAAAGAUGCGUUAGGAUUGGCCACUUUUUUACUUUCAUCUAAUUAAAAUGUAGCAGGACUAGGAGCCCUAGAAAAUAAAACCGUUUAGACUUUAAAUAGCUAUUUCCUUGCUCUAUUAAAUAACACUGAAAUGUUUGUGUCAUAUCUAAAACUUGGAAAUGAAUUAAAGCAAUUGAUUUUUGGUUGCUUGAUGUCACGGCAUCCAGUACUGAAGUUGUCUAACAAUUCGAAGAAAAACGUUAAAGACAAUCCGUCACCUGUUUUGCUCAGUUCUAGAAGGAGAAAAAUUCAUCUUGAUUGACGCAGAUCAAUGACUAGCAGUAGCAGCCACUAACUAAGGCGUUCAUAUCAGCCUUUCGUUUCAGUAAAGAAAAGUAAAGAAAAAGUAAAGUGAAAUAAAUUAAAGUAAAGUAGAAUUAAAACGUUUUCCUCGUAUUUUGCUGGGUAGUUUAUGGGAUAUCUUUUGAAAUUUAAAUUUAGGGGAUAUCUUUAGAAGGCCUACGCAUCGUUUUAAAACAAAAAUUUUUGUGUAUUGAACAAUUUAGUAGCUAGUGUUGAGUAAAAACAAUAUUGUACAUAGUUUGUAACAAAGUAAGUAGUUGCUAAUUAAAAAUAGAUAUGUAUACUAAUGCA
Rhopilema esculentum is the source of this 10485-nucleotide messenger RNA. RefSeq names its product QRFP-like peptide receptor. The record is from RefSeq and is a predicted model, not a curated record. Gene Ontology annotation, molecular function: neuropeptide Y receptor activity. Gene Ontology annotation, cellular component: plasma membrane. Lineage: Eukaryota; Metazoa; Cnidaria; Scyphozoa; Rhizostomeae; Rhizostomatidae. Gene Ontology annotation, biological process: G protein-coupled receptor signaling pathway.